This is a messenger RNA of Nasonia vitripennis (jewel wasp), 8248 nucleotides long. RefSeq lists its product as uncharacterized. The coding region runs from base 262 to 1359 and encodes 365 amino acids. The transcript has 6 exons. NCBI's taxonomy places the organism in Eukaryota, Metazoa, Arthropoda, Insecta, Hymenoptera, Pteromalidae. The record is from RefSeq and is a predicted model, not a curated record.
GAACUGAACUCGGUCGGCAGCGCGCGGUUCAGCCGAGUUCAGUACGCCACACGAGUCCUCGUGCUCACGUGCAAAGGUGCUCGCCAGACCGACCCUUGUAUUCAAAAGAGCGACACUGUAUUUUGGCAAACAGGAAGCGUUAUUACGGAGCAUAGAAAGUAAAUAUCGAGAGUAGCUGAGAAGAGGGGAUCGAAUUCCGGUACGUCGUUCUUUCGAUGUUGCUGCUGCCUGCAAGCCUCAACGAACGAGAUAACUCAGAGAAUGCCUAACGAUAACACAGCAGUGUGCGGCUGCGGCGUAGUCCUGAACCUUCCGAAGUCGCGCAACGGCCUGACUGCGAUCUCGACCCGCAACAUCACCAUCCUCAUUCCCAAGACCAACAAGAGCAGUGGCAAAGUCGAGGGCAGACCCGGGGCGAAGAAGCCAGCGGAGAUGCUCGAGCACCAUUCGUCGAGAAGUCGAGAGCCGAACAGCCGAGCGGCUGAUUGCCACGGCAGCACGAGUUCUGUCGCUGAACAGUCGACGAGGCAGUCCGGCAAGAGCAUCAAAAAGGACAAGCGCAUCAACUCGUCCAGGAGGACCCGCAGCGCCGAAAGGGUCGAGUCCCAUUACACGUACAUAGAUUCAGGCUCGAGCAUCAUCAGAGCAGGCAUACGGGAAAAUGCGAUUGCGGAAGCUCUCUACUGCACCAUCGACGACGACGAGCCGGAGCCUCAGUCCCAGCAGCAGCAGCCAACGAGUACGAGUAUAGUCGGUAACAACAUCAGCGGUAGUAGUAGCGUAGGUGGCGGCAGUCUGAGCCAGCAGGUGAACAGCGCCGGUGGCGUUACGCAGAACAAUCGACCGCAGCAGCCCGUCUACGUAGUCCCAUCGAUGACCUCGCCGCCGCCCACCUACGACGUCGCGAUCGCAAAGUCUUGGCAGUCGAGUCUGCCUCCCUCGUAUGAGGAGUACCUUCGUCACAAGCACGCAUUGCUCUCCCGCUCGCACACACCUCCACCUCCGUGGACGGACUCGUCGACGGGCGGCGGAGCUGCGAGCCUCGACAUUCAACAAAUGAGUCGUGAGCUACUCGCCAGCGAACCUGAGUUGAGAGAGUACUUAACCCAGCUGGCAUUACAGGGUGGUGCCGAGCAGGCGGCUCAGCAUUGCCAGCAGCUGCUCAGCAAACAGCAGGCUAUCAGGAAACAGGCAGUCAGGACACAGAGGAGGAGGGCUAUGCCACCGAGAUCUCAGAGCGAGAGCCGGGCGCACCAGCAGCGCAUCGCGACGAUGUACGAGGAUGGUGCGUUUUGCAUGGAAACGACGGCGAUACAGUCGGCCUUCGAGAACGGCGUCGCCUUCUGCAGCCUCAUGUAAGGCUACGACACACGUGUGCCAAGGAAUAGAGAGAGAGAGAGAGGGAGAGAGAUAGGGAGAGAAGAGGAAACAAAAGCCGACGCCAUAGUCCAUCAAAGGAAGCGAGCAUAAAACGGAAUUGCCGCCGGGUAAAACGACUCUAUCCAACCCACGCACACUUCUACGCGCGCGCACAUACACACACGCAAACACACACACACUGUCGCAUACGUACACAGAGACAGACGGGACUGCUGAUGGGAGAGGCAAACCAAGCCGACGCGCAUUUUUUCUGGCUGGACCGGAGAGGGUCGGAGGAGAAAGGGUGGAGCGAGCAGCGCGAUAUGCCCUUUGCUAAAGUAUACAGUAGUGUAUACGCCGCGAUCGAAUGUCGCGUCGCUAAAACUAUACUUCGAUUGCACAUUUGCACGGGGCUCUGAUUACGAAUACACGCGACAGUGCACAGAACUUUCAGAUCGUAUUAUAUACCUAAUACUUACUGCAGCGUUCACUCGCGUUUUCAUUUUCGCUGCGUGCGCAGCGACCUUCUGAUGCUUCCACUUCGUCGCGAUCCUCUUCCGCCGCCGCGCUUUCUAUAUACGCUCUGCUCGUGCAGUCAAGCAAAAUUUACAUGGUAGGAGUGCCAAUAGAACGAGUCAUCUAUCAAAGAUGCAGCACACGAUAUAAUACAUUAUAGAAACGAUAUUUUCGAUAUAUGUACAUAUACAUAUGAUUUUUAUGCAUGCAGUACGUAACAUAGAGAGUAUAUAUUUACCGAGGGUAAAAGAAAGGACAGAGCUUUUUAUUUUUUGAUUCCAGUUAUAUUGCCAUGCUUUUAGGGAUUGUAGGGAUGUGUUGUAAACCGAAAGUAUGACGAGCGCUGGUAAUAUAUUUUUCUCUGAAUAAUAAAGAGAGAGACUUACGGUAUAUAUUUUGUAUAAUCAUGAAAUCUAUCGGACGACGAGAUAUGUAUAGGGAUACGCGAGCCCAUGUACAUUUUUCAUGGCUUGUUUUUGGCUGCGCUGUCGUGCGCAUAUAUUUUUCAAAAACGAAUUACAUGCGCAAAACUUUCUAUCGUCAUUGAGGAUAGAAAAUGAAGCAAAUCAUAUUAUGAAGGAAGGAUGAAAAAUGAAAAAAAUAUAAUAACGAAAAACGUGUGCAUGGACACACGCAAACCUAAGAAAAAUUGUAUUUUCGAAGCGACAAUUGAAUUUGAAGAAAGUACACGAGUCACUUCGCUUAAUUGCCAAUAUAACUGUCGAUGUAUAGGAACAAUCGAGUAGUCCAACUUUAGAAAGUUGACUUACUCGUUACUGAUCUGACAAGAAAUCAGCUUGGGUACAUAAUACACAAACACACACACACACGCACACACAAACUGUUCGUUUGAAAAUUGUUGAGUGUGAAAUUUCAAAAGUACUUAUAACGUGUUGACCAUACCUGUCCAAUGCUAUAUAAGUCAACGUUAAAUUUCUAUUCAUCUAAAACGGACACGUACACUCGCCAUGGUGACGUUGAGUAGGUUAUACAUCGGGUGAAAUAGGAUUCGACCAUUGAUGAUCAAUCGAGGUUGUUCUUCGAAAUUACCUUUAAAAGCGCGGGUGUAUUCAGGUGCUAGCGUUAAGAUACAAUGCUCAUCGGCGUCACACGCACAAUCAAUGCUAAAACACACAAGCCCGCGUAUUAUUGAUAUAAUAUGUUGAAAUGCUGCGAAUUUGUAUAGUUUAUAUUAUAGUAUACAAUGUACAUGUACUUAUCGUACUUGGUACCGUAAUUAACUUGAUAUCGCAGCGCCUAAGUACACAUAAUUAAUGCAGAAUCAUAUAGUUUUCAACGGGAUAUGUAUACAUAUGUGGCAUAAUGUCGAACACUAGCCAAAACUAUGUGAGUCUUCUCGUACGAAGUUGUGGAUAAUGUUUUAUAUAAUAUACUGUGUGAUGCAAUAAAUGUCAUAAGUCGUUUGCUGGCAUAUUAUAUCAAUAAUGAUCGAUCCAAGAGAAACGAGAAUCACAUCAGAACUGCGAGUGUCGGACAACUGAACUCUGCACUAUGCAUGCUUGAACCCUGAUUUGAGAAAAUUUACCCUAUUUCUGGCCAGAAUUACUAGUCGACGCAUGUUAAAAUGACGUUCAUUAUACAUUUUUUAAAUACGCUGAAACAAUUUCUCAUAACGUAUUUUGUUUUAACAAAUUUUUACUAGAAAUUGCGCUUAGAAAUAGGGUUAAUUUUCUACCAGGGAACGGAAAAUCUUUUUUAUAAAUAAUCUAUCGUGAGUAUAGUUGUGGCAGGAUAUUGUACGUCAUCGUUAGUACAUAGCGUAUAAUUAAUGAAAAAAAAAUCAUCACUAGCCUGUGCCAAGGUAUUAUUUAGUGCAUGUAAACGCGAUACGCGAGACUCGCAAUUUUCCAAAAUAAUUUUCAUUUACGAAAAUCUAAACCGUUGAUGGUUUAGAGUUGCAGUCAGUUUCAAUAACGUACAGCAAACGUUCUCAUCGGUUGUUGUUUGUAAGAAAGCGAGACAAGUGACUUUCCUUUAUAGAAAAAUAAAUCACCACUGAGGGUUCUGAUGAACAAAAAACCUCUGUCAAUUCUUUGGCACGUGGCGUCCUUCAAGCUUAUACUGUGUUGCUUCAAUAGUGAACAUUUUUUUUAACUUUUGUACUUUUGGUUUCAUGUACAAAACUAUUUCUAAACAAUCAUAUAAUCUGUAUGUAAAGAACAGCAUCGAGUACGAACUUCACGGCGACUAUGUCAAAAAGCACAUAUGAUUGAUGAUUUUGAUUUAGACAGAUUUGCUUGAUCUCUUAAUCCCUUUUUUGGGCUGCGUUCAUUUUUGCUACAUGAGAUUUUUGAGAUUUAAUUUUUUCAAAUUCUUUUUUUAAACUAAUAUAACUUGUUAACUCAACUUUUGAAUUUUUCAAAACGAAUCAUGAUAAUGAAUAACUGCUUUAUGAAUACUAAUAAACACUGAUUUCAUAAUAAAAUGAAUCAGCUUGCUAAGGAAGCUUGAUGCCAUUUCAAUAUGACAAUUAAAUAAUUGAUAAUAAAUAACUUUAUCAAACGUAAAGUAGAAAUACUUAUAUGGGUAAAAACAAUUUUAAUAUUGAAGCUAUAUCUACAUAAGCUUAAAGGAAGUUACCCUUCGGUGAAUUGGCAGCGGUUUACGAAUCUUCCUUAUAGAAAGGAAGCAUAUAUCCGAUUCAAAAUACGCUAGGGUCGUUCUUUUGAAACCAACUUUAGUGUAGUAUGAACAUUCAUACUACACUAGGUAGUUUAAUCAUUUAAAGAUAGACGCACAAAAUAUCGGUGGAAUAUCCGCAGGCAUCGCGCAUCGGGGCGUGAUCGAAAAUUGAGUUUGAUGCUUUUCCUCUCAACGGCGAUGCAAUGUGCUGCGAAACAAAAUAGGCAAAGUCGUAGCCCGAUCGAUCGUACAUUUGAUAUAAGAGAUAUACAAGUAACGAGUGUGUCCUAGCCGUUAAUCUGAACCUAAACUGUAGAGACUGUUCUAAUCGACUCGAAUCUGACGCGCGCGCAUACACACGGGCACACGCACACUCACUUUCGCAUUCACACGCACGGAUAUUCGCGUAAAAAAAUUUCGAGCCUGGGACGUAAAUUUAAUUUUGGGAAAAGCUCGCGCAGAUCCGUAUAAGGGUCGUCCGGCGCUCGAGACUUUUACAAUAAAUACAAGCAUAAACUUACACAGAGCUUUAUAAGUCGAUAUUGAACUCAAUAUCCAUCGCAAGACAACACUUUUAAACGAUACUGCUAUAAAUUUUAACGUGCGUCUAAACUUUGUUCAUUAAUGCGCUACAAGCUGGCUCUCUGAGGCAAAGUUUUGUUCUCUGCACAAACUUUGCAACGAUGCGUCGUUAGUUGCAUGAACGUUGCAUCAAAAUUAGUUAACAAAUUAAUGUGUUACUACUUACAGAAAAAUAAACAAUGAUUGUACAACAAAGUUCGCUGUUUAUUGGAACGAUAUAAUACAUUUUCUAAAACGAUUAAACGAUUUUUUAUUGUACGGCAAAAAAAUUAUACUGAACGUUAAAAGUUUUAAUAAGAUACUAUCAGAUACGUCAUGUCACUAGCCUUUUAAUAAUAUAUACGUUCAAUUAGUCUCUGUACCGCGGACCAUGCGUGUUAACGUAAUCAUAGAAUAUUUCUCGCUAGAACACAGUGGAUUUUCCUAGUGUUGUUUUACUACAGUCGUGAGAAUGCCGAGUCUUUUUCUUACUGUGUUUAAUUGGUAUGCUAGAAAAUUUUGUGUUUCAACUUAAUAUCUAUAUUCUAUAAUAUAGGAGGUCAGAGAGGUAUUGUUUAGAACCCACACAAUUAUUCGAAUCCGAAUUAUUUUAUAACCUGAAAUAAAUCGUCUACGAGUAAAGAUGUAUUAGUAUAUGAAACCUAUAUACACUUGAAAAAUCGUAUUUAGAAAAAAGCCUAUAGAUUAUAAUAUGGAACACAAUUUAUUUUGAUUUUCAUAGCAUAAGCUUAGAAUUAACAGAUGAGGGUUGUAAUAAGAUUGUUAUAUUUUGAAAGCCCUAUAUCUUAAGAUUUCUUAUAUAUGACUGAGGAUUUCGCGAGGCCAAUGUGGCCUAUAGAAGUGAUAUUCUAUGUAUGAAUAUCACAUUAAAAAUGAUUUGACGAAAAAUUCAAGCAGAAGUCACUAUUCGGGCCCGUACGGGUAUUAUAAAAAUAUUUGUGAAAACUGUAUCUAAGGAUGAUAUACACGUUUUUUUCUCUACGCAUGUAUGAGAAAAUUCAGCAGCUUAAUUCCAAGUUAUAUCUGCGUCAUGUCUAAGCGCACACGUGUCUGAUCAGUACAUAAAUGAAAAAAAAAAACUACUUUUCAGAUGAUAAAAGAAACGUACGAGUACAAUGGGGAUGACACUUGGAUUAUAGAACUGCCAGGAGCGCAAAAGUUCUAAAAUGUAAAGUUAUGAAGUCUAUAAUAAUGUACAUGCUGAUAUUCGGAUGAAAUUCAUGUAUGAUUUCAGCGCAUGUCUAAUAGCAAAAAUGUUCUCCAGAAAAAAAACGUACAAAAAAAAAUGCAAAAAAAGAAAAUAAUAAAUUACUACAAACUCUUAUGUAUUCGCAUCAAAUGCAGAAAGUUAACGCGUGGAUGUUUUAUUAAUGUUGAAACUGGUGAUAAAAUUUUCGCGACGUGUACUUGCACAAUUAAAUAUGUAUGCAAACACUAAAUUUCUAAAAACUGACGAGCGACUUGAAAUAAUCAGGAUUCAUUUCUAUGCAAUCGAAAAGUUGUGGGCGAUUUCUAGCGAAUGGCUCUAUCAAUAUAACCGGAAUACUAUUGAUUCACGAAGUAUUUAAAAUGUAAAUAGUGUAAAAUUGCUUAUAUUUUCUUUGCGAUUAAAUUGCACGUUGUCUUUCAACUUUAUUUGAAUACUUAUUAUCUGAAAGAGAACACUAUAUCUAGAGAUACUAUAUCGAUAAUAAAAAUCAAACAAGGUAUUUUUUUUAUACCUUAUAGAUCCAAAACUAUUUAGUUACUAAUGCGUCCAAUUUUGCGCAGUUACUUUAUUUUUGGAAACGUGAGAAGUGCAACUUGCCCAUGACUGAGAAAUUGUAUAAUCAAACAAAUCAUUAGGUAUUGAUACAAUUAAAAAGCGUCUCCUUACGCCAAUUGAAAAGCCGUGCAAUCUAGAAAAUUAUUGAUGAAGCAUUUAAUUAUAUUUGAAAAAUAAUAAUAUAUGAUUGAAAUCCAAUGAUACGAACUGAGAACAAACUUUUAAUAACAAAUAAUCACACAUUUGAAAAUUUGAAAAACCAAAAAAGGUCAAUUGCAUCGCCAAUCCCGCAUGAAUCAAUAAUUUUCUACAUUUUUAAGUCAUAAGACAUAAGCAUUAUAGGAAGAGAAUUAGUUUUAAGCAUAAGAAGCAAAUGAAAUAAAAUAAAUGUUAAAGAUAACACAGAAUAAUGUUACUAACAUACGUGUAGCACGAAAAAGUAUGAAUAUAAAAUAAAGAAGAAAAAAGAGAUACAACGAUGACGAGCAGCCUUUAACCUCGCGGUGCGUUGAAUUUCAUUACCAUGCAAAUCAAAGCGGAGUAGUGGCAAACACCUGCCGUGAGGUAGUCAUUAAUUUUCUAAUGUCAAUUUUUCGUUAUUGACCCGUGAAAAAGAGUGAAAUAAAUUCAUGUUUGUAAAAUUCUAAUCUGGAAAAAUGUUUAGUAACAGAAUGUAUUUCGUUCUUCGUGUAACAUGGAAAAUAAUAAAUAUAAUUGAAAGCAAAAGCGCCUAAUUUAUACAAAGGAAAUGCACGUAUUUUGCCAUAGAUGAUAAAUGUCCCGUAUAAAGCAUGUAUUGAAAGGGAUAAUGUCAACUCUUUUUCAAGAAAUAAAAUCAAUCUAGACUUUAUUAUAUUUCUGUAUUAUAUGAAUAUACUGUGAAUACACUCGGUUUCAAAAAUGUUGAAUAAAAGUACAUAAUACUUGCAGGAAGUGUAAUUUUUCGUUUGCCGACAUUUUUUGUGAAUACAAAGAUAAAUUUGAGAGUAAAUAUGUGUAAAAAAAACUUAUAGCUGAACUAUUAUUUGGAAUGUUCUACGGGAAAUAUGUUGGACAAACGAAAAAAGGUUGUACAAGAUGUCGAUAACCGAAUGUAUAAGAGAUCAUAAGAGAGAAAGUAUGAUUUUCAUGCAACUCAUAUUUUUGUAUGAUUCGAACGUCGGUCUAUGCCCGAUCGCAUUACCAACGAUGAGAGUCAAUAAAAUGCCAAUUUAUUAAACGAGAGUCUAUCAUUAUUGUAUAAUAAUAUGUAUUGUCUGCCAAGCGUGUGCAGUAAUUAGAAUAAUAUUAACGUAAUUAUAUGCUAUACAUACAUUGUAUUACGUGUUGUGUAUAUUAUAAAUGUUUAGAGGACCAAAAAAUACAUUCUACCAAUGUAAACAA